ACAAUAGACCUCACACUCCAGAAAAAACCCACCAAAACCAUGGGCAAAUAGCUGUUUUUUCUGUCUUGCAAUCAACAACAAGCUAAAACUACUACUCCUCUUCCACCAAAACCAUCUGCCCCUUACCCUGAUUUCUCCACAAACGCCCACAUUAUGAUGAUUUCCGAUUCUCCCCUUCUAUACAUAUCGCAUUCCCCUGAUUUCUUACUACCAAAACCACCUCUUCUUAUCUUCCCCUUUUCUUGACCUUUUCUGCUUAUUACAAUGCUGAAUUAGAAACGCGGUCAGCAUCAAUCAACAAUCUGGUCAAUCACGAUUUGUCCCAUUCAUUGUUCUUAAUUUCCUAUUUUGACGCUAUAUGGCUCGAAAUGUCGCUCCACCACAAUUUACCACCAGCUCAGAAUCCCCAAAAUCCACACCACAUUCCGCCGCCGCAGCAGCAGCGGCACAGCCCCAUGGCGGCAUUGCCCUACCCCAAAUCGAAGAACCAGAGCUUGACGCUGAGCGACGACGACGAAUCGGGAUUCACGGCCGACGACGGGAAGAGGAGAGUGUCGCCGUGGCAGAGGAUGAAGUGGACGGACAACAUGGUGAGGCUUCUGAUCAUGGUGGUGUUCUACAUCGGCGACGAGGUGGGGGCGGCGGAGGCGGGGGAGGCCGGGGGGAAGAAGAAGGGCGGCGGGGUGCUGCAGAAGAAGGGGAAGUGGAAAUCGGUGUCGAGGGCGAUGAUGGAGAGGGGUUUCUACGUGUCCCCGCAGCAAUGCGAGGAUAAAUUCAACGAUUUGAAUAAGAGGUAUAAGAGGGUUAAUGACAUUUUGGGGAAGGGAACCUCUUGCCGCGUUGUGGAGAAUCAAUCGCUUCUCGAUUCCAUGGAUUUGGCGCCUAAGGUUAAGGAUGAGGUGAAGAAGCUGCUCAAUUCCAAGCACUUGUAUUUCAGGGAGAUGUGCGCUUACCACAACAGCUGCGGCGGUGGUGCGAUGCAGCAUUCUCAAUCGCCGCCUCCGACUGAGAUGAAUGCCGCCGCGUGCCUGCACGCUGCGGUGGAGAAAACCCCCAAUUUGAACAGAGGGGGUGAGGAUGGGACUAAAUUGCGGGAUGAGGACGAAUUCGAGGAGGAUGAUGUUGAUGAUGGGGAUGAUGAUGCUGAUGAUGACGAACAGGAGGAUGAUGUUGAUGAUGACGAGCAAGAGGAUGAUGUUAAUGAUGAGAGAUUGUCGUCGAGGAAGAGGGCGAGGACGAGGAAGGGGGCGGGGACGAUGGUGCCAUUGGCUCAGCAUUUGGAUGCGGAGAUGGCGAGGGAGGGGGGGAGGACGAUGGCGGAGAAGAGACAGUGGCUGAAGGGGAAGAUGGUGGCGCUGGAGGAGGAGAGGCUCGGGAUCCAUUCGCAGUCGUUCCAGCUGGAGAAGCAAAGGCUCAAGUGGCUCAAGUUCAGCAGCAAGAAGGAGAGGGAGAUGGAGAGGGAGAAGCUCAUCAAUGAGAGGACUAAACUUGAGAAUGAGAGAAUGUUGCUGCUCAUCAGGCACAAGGAGCUUGAUUUGAUGGAGCAUCAAUCUUCCAAUAAGAAGACUGAUCCCUCUUCCAUUACUGGAUGAUGAUGAUAAGAAAAGUUUUAAUCUUUUGUACAGCUGAUGGAUCGUUUGCUCUAAUUAGCUAUAGCUAUUUACACUACAUUUUACAAAUUUCAUAGUUAACUGCUUAAUUUAGGAGUUUUACUGGUCAAGGAAAAGAUGUUUUGUUUUCUUUAUUGGCAAUAGAUGAUAAUUGAACA
Molecule: messenger RNA, 1768 nt
Organism: Salvia hispanica
Lineage: Eukaryota; Viridiplantae; Streptophyta; Magnoliopsida; Lamiales; Lamiaceae
Product: sequence-specific DNA binding transcription factor
Source: RefSeq, a predicted model, not a curated record